Nicotiana attenuata is the source of this 798-nucleotide messenger RNA. RefSeq names its product mitochondrial inner membrane protease subunit 1. Gene Ontology annotation, cellular component: membrane; mitochondrial inner membrane peptidase complex. Gene Ontology annotation, molecular function: serine-type endopeptidase activity. The transcript has 4 exons. The record is from RefSeq and is a predicted model, not a curated record. Lineage: Eukaryota; Viridiplantae; Streptophyta; Magnoliopsida; Solanales; Solanaceae. Bases 114 to 611 code for a protein of 165 amino acids.
AGUAUGGGUAAAGAAAAGAAUUUACUGUAGAGAAACCUUACACAGGAGGAGUGCGGUAUAAUGCCCAAAUCCUAAUUUCGAAUUGGGUCGUGCCGUGAAGGUGGAAGAGGAUAAUGAGAGUGUUCCAGUACUUGAGUCAAUGGAAGUCCAAAGCCAAAGACGGAAUUCAACAAUCACUUCUUGUCGCCAAAUUCCUCUGCUUAUUACAUGUCACCAAUAACUAUAUUUGUUCCCCUGUCAUGGUGUACGGUCCUAGUAUGCUACCGACACUGAAUCUUACCGGCGAUGUUUUGCUGGCCGAACACUUAUCGCCGUUGUUGGAUAAGUUGGGACCAGGUGAUGUAGUCCUCGUUCGCUCACCUGAUAACCCUAGAAAGACUGUUACUAAACGCAUUGUUGGUAUGGAGGGCGAUACUGUCACUUUUCUAGCCGACCCUGCAAGAAGUGACCGCUAUGUCACCUUAAAGGUUCCAAAGGGGCAUGUUUGGAUUCAGGGAGAUAAUAUUUAUGCUUCCAAGGAUUCACGGCAACUCGGGCCAAUCCCUUAUGGUCUCAUCCUGGGGAAAGUGUUGUGUAGAGUAUGGCCGCCAGAGGGCUUUGGCUCGUUAUGACAACAAAAACAAUCCAAUGUAUCGAAGAUACGCAAUUGAAAAUGUGAUUCUGUACAAGUCCUUUGAUUGUUGUCUUCUUCUGUGAAGAUUUAAUUUGAAUAAUGAUUGCUAAUUCAUUUUGUUCAGGAUCUUCAGUUCCAAUAAAGAAGAUCAAUGUUAGUAGCUCGUAGCAUCAUGAAUUUGUCUA